CGCUAGCUUGCUUCUUGAUUGCUUGUUGCUUCGGGUUUUAUUGAUAAAAAUUUCAUGAAAGUAACGGAAAAUGCAGUGUAACUGUAAAACUUUUCGUUAAAAGGUCGUAAAUAAGUAAAACAAAAGUGUAAAUAACGAUCUUAUGGUUAAUAUAGUGAAUAUGUGUUCGGAAAGAACUUCACGGGGAUGAAACAUACAUAAGCUUUUAUUUAGAAAAAUAAAGAGAUACUAGCAGAAUGGAACAUGCUGACCUGGUCUCUGAGAUGGCACAAGUGGAGCAUCUGACUACACAGGAGCGGCUUCACCUAGCCCGUAGACGUCGUUUGCAACAGCUUAAAGUAUGGCAGCAGAGAGAGAAAGAAUGGGCAAGAACGAAGGCGAGAAGAGAAAAGAGCAACAAGAGAAGUAUAUACUUCAGUGACAGUGUCAUGCUACUGGAGGCCGCUGCAAGGAAUGAUAUAGAAGAAGUCCGACGUUUGCUCGCACGUGGCGUGACACCGGAUGCAACUAACGAGGAUGGAUUAACAGCUUUACAUCAAUGUUGUAUAGAUAAUAACGAAGCCAUGAUGCGUCUUCUACUGGAUCAUGGCGCGAACGUGAACGCCGAAGAUAGCGAGAAGUGGACGCCCCUACAUGCGGCAGCUACAUGUGGCAAUUUAAACCUAGUACGGAUUUUAAUACAGAGAGGUGCAAACUUACUGGCUGUGAAUGGCGAUGGGAAUAUGCCGUAUGAUAUAUGCGAAGAGGAGAGAACGUUAGAUGCGAUAGAGAGUGAGAUGGCGGCGAGAGGAGUAACACAGAGACUGAUAGAUGAGACCAGGGCGGCGACGGAGAUGCAAAUGUUGAUUGAUGUAGCGGAGAUGGUUAAAACUGGCAUGGAUUUGGAUGAGCCGAGGGAUAGUCAAGGUGCGACACUGUUACACAUAGCAUCUGCAAAUGGUUACUUGAAGGUGGUUGAGUUCCUAUUGGAGCAUAGAGCUUCAUCAGAUGUGAUGGAUCAUGAUAUGUGGCAGCCGGUCCAUGCUGCAGCCUGCUGGGGCCAUUUAGAAGUAUUAGAGCUAUUAGUACAAUAUGGAGCCGAUCUCAAUGUAAGGAAUAAGCAUGAUGAAACACCGGCAGAUAUAUGUGAGGAAGGUGAAAUGCGGGCACGUAUAACGCGUUUGGCAGCGGAGCAAGAAGAGGUGAGACGUCGUGCCGCCAGCGGAGCUGGAGACAGACUGAAGACUGCAAGGCGAUCAUCUUCUACUGCUUCCACUAGCCGAGUACGUUCCGUUCGACGCACUUCACUCCGAGAGAAGCAAAUGGCGGCGAAGGCCGAUGCAAGGGGUGAAGCGAGACUUCGGGAAACCUUCGAUUCGGCGGUUGAUGAUGAAUGUCAGGGCUUAACAAAUGGUGUCGAUAACGAUCCGAACACGAGUCUAUCAGACAUCAAUACACGGUUGUCUGUCAGCUCCACGACGUCUAACCACAGCUACGAGUCGGAGAACGUAGACUACGCCGUACCGAAACAUUCCUACCGUACCGAACAGGACAACUAUCAACCAAAAAUUACCAAUCCAUUAUUCGGUGUAAACGCAGCUACGCAUUACUCACCGGCUCCCAUACAAACGAUACAAGAGAACGAUAAAUAUGAACGGGCCUUGCCUAACGGUAUACGCAAAGCGCCGGAAGGACAAGAUAAUGAUGGUUUUAAGGGCGAAGAUGCGCUCGACGGUAGGAAAGACUUAAUUCCUAACCAGAUUGCCAUCGCUGACGGCAGUACGGCCACUUACACAACAGACAAUAAUGGUAAAAUCAAUGUUCAUGUCACCGUCAUGAUUAAUGCAGGUACUCUCGCGGAUCUUAAAAAACAGCGCGCGCAAAUAAGAACAAACGGGAGUCCCGUUGAAUCAAAUGUGACUUCGAAUAACCACAGUCUGAAUUCCAUAUCAGAAAAGCAAGAGAAUCUAAUAUUAUCGCCAAGUUCAGUUACUGUGCCACGGUUUUCUGGACACACGAGUGAUGUGGUCGGUGACACUAAAUCGCAUAGGUGUUGUAUCAUCAUGUAGAUGGCGCUGAAAUAAAUGCGGAUAAUAUAACAAGAUGGCGCUGAAGGGGAUUCACAUUUUCGGUUGGCAAGUUUAGGAUGUCAUUUGAAAGGUGUUUCUAGCCGGUGAUAGUUUCAAUACGUAAUCCCGUGGCAAAUAAAUGUACCUUAUUCGUUCUUGAAAUAGAUAAGUACAGUUUACGUUUGUCGAUCACUUUAAAUAUUCCACCUGAGAAAUAAAAUUGGUGCGGUUUGGUACGAUUUCAAUUCCCUAUUUAUCUAUUUCGUGUUCAAACUCCCAUUAAAAGUGUGAUUCUGUUUUGUAGAGCAAGUCUUCUUAACUCACAAAUCUUAUAGGCGUUAUCUAUUGUUGAACUCUUGUAUUUCUUGAAUGGAAGUCUUCGACGUUUAAUGAUGGUUUCAAAUGUUAUUUGAAAAUUUUCUUUUUCUUGCCGAGAUUUAUAAAAGUUAAAACAAGGGCCUCUCAAAUUUUAAUAUUAUUUAUUGUUGCCUAUAGAAUAUUGCCAUUGGCUUGUCAAUUGGGCGUGUGAUAGUUAUAAGAAUUCAAUGGUCUUUAAGACAACAAAAUAUAUCAAAACAUAUUGAAAGUCAGCGUUUUAUAUGUUGCUUGAUUAAUGAGCACUCAACAUAAAUUCUUUGAACCUUAUUACGAUCAAAAUAAUGCGCUCAUAUCUUUAUCAAUGUAUAAUAAUCGCAUUUAUAAAGUGUUUAGUAUUUUAUGAAAUGAAUAUGUAUUUUAUCUAUGAAGCAUUUUUGUCUACCUUACUUUUUAUUAUAUUUUUGAUUUGCAAAUUCCAAUUGAAACAUUCCACAUUUAUAUUUCAGAUAUAUUUCCAUUAUCGUUGAAAGUGCGUGUUAAUAAUGUGAUAUAAAAGUUGUGAAUGACCAAAUUAUGUGACAGUGAAUAUGUAUGCUGUGGGUAUUUUAAUAUUGUUUUUUUUUUAGUAACAGUAUUUGUAUUUUAUAUAUUAAAAUUAUACGCCGCCGGAAGCCUAAAUCAAUAACUUUUAUUGAUAACUUCAUGAGAGGAAAAAAGAGGGUAGUUCAUAAUAAUUUCAAGUCAUUGUGAGUUUUAUCAAUAUCUAUAUGUAAUAAAAGUAUAUUAUUAGAAAGUUGUUUAAAGGCGAUUUUUAAAUAUUUAAAUGUUAUUUAAUUCAAAUUCAAACUGAAUUAUAUAAGUGGCAUGCAUAUUCAUUAUAAAUUUAAUAUAGUUAGGAAAGAAAUUGGAUGUUUAUAUGAUUGUAUAAUUGAAAUGAACCUUUAUUCACAAUCAAAUGUAUGUGAUAUAUUAUGAAACAGCCCAAACGCGUUGCGGAACUUUUGAGCCUUUGAAACAUUUGGUAACGCCAUCCUUAGCCAAUCCUCACUAAGCAUUUGCUUAAGCUGUGUACACAAAGUUCAAAUUUCCCCGAAGUGUAAAGGUAACUCUAGAAACUUAGUUGGUUUUCUUGAUGAGUCGAAAACCAACGGGAUAUCUAUCUGUUGAAUAUUUCUUGGAUAGGAAAUCUCCAACAUGAUCACUUGUAAAUUUAAUCACGAAUUCUUCCUUUAUCAUAUCCUUAAAUUCAUAAAGACUGGAUUUGUUUAAUAUGAAUAUACAAAUUGUAACAAAGCUCUUAAUAUUUUAACCUGUUUUAAAAAAUAAAUAAAUAAUAGUUCUUAGACGUAAACUGUAUCACUUCACUUAGCACACUCAAUACGCUCAUCUUGUCAAAUAUACGUCAAUUGUGGUAGUUUUUGACAUUUCGAACCAGUUUAUUAUCAAUAUAGUUGCAAUAUUAAUGGUUUGUUAUACCAUACAAAAAAAAUCUAUAACUAUUUUACGUAUUUUUGUGCUAAGGGAUUGAGUCAAGUUUAGAGUUCACAAACUUAAGGUGAAUGACCCCAACACUAUUUUAAAAGAUUAUUAGAAAUUUUAAAGCUAGGUUUAUAAUAUUACUCUGAUUUUGUUAUAUAUACAAUUAUGAUGAAAAAAGAAUGUAAUAGCUAAUGGAAAUUCUGGAUACGUUGAAAUUAAGGGGCCAUGUUUGGACCUAUUUGACGUUUUCUUAGAAAUUUUAUAGCGUAUAUUUAAUGUUUUCCAGUUUGUGUUAUCUGUGCCAAUCUUUAUCUGCUUUUAUUGUGUCUUUGGUGGUUCUGUGUAAAUAAUAUUGUUAUAAUUCGUGUUCAAUGUUGAUUAGAUGAUCAAUUUCCUUUAUCAUAAAAAGUUUUAAAAAUGUGGUUGCAUGACAGUAUAUAUAUCAAGUUUAGUGCAGUCUUAAAUCUUGUUCAUGUUCUUAAGCGUGGCGUAGACAUAUAAGGGAAUAGAAUUUAACUUGCCAUUAAUAGCCAAUUGCAUACUAACUAAAUGUAUAUUAACACUCGCCACGGCUAAAUAAAUUCUGAGAAGCAUCUACGUAGAUUUGUCGGACCAACGUGCUCAAGACAAGGAUUACGGGCCUAGACGACAGUGACCCCUUAGAGGCUUACUUGCGUUAGCACGAUAAUGAAGCUUUUCCUUAACGACUUCGGAUCUAGUUCUGGCAACAAACUCAAAGUGAAAUUAUUAAUGUCAGUUUGGCCUCUUAAAGGCACUUUUGAAAGUCAAAAUUUAAAAAAAAAAUUCUAGUUGCCCCUUCCAAAAAUGGGCAAGAAACUUACUCGUUUAAAAUAGUUUUUACAAUAUUUUGUAUACAUGUAUAUGUGAAGGCCAUGUACCUAGAACAAAACAACUACUAUACUAAAUAGGCGCAUGGUUUUAUAACAAUACAGCGGAUAACUAAUUUGUUGUGUAGAUACAUGGUUACACAUAUUCAACCUGAACGUAGAAAGUAGAAAGAAAUACGGUUCGACCCAAUUUGACUAAAUAUUUGUCAUGCACCACAGACUCGGACAUUCCACUAUCUUUGUAUAUAGUAAAUACUUUUGGAGCUAUAUUUUAUAAUUUAAGUCUUCAUUCACUAGUAAAGCAUUCGUCCAUAUCAUAGUCAUUAGAAUAAUCGUACUUAAGAAGUACUUAGAUCGGUUUCUCUUACACAAGGCCUUGCACAAGAUGGUUGUUGUACAGUAUUAGUUUUGAAAGCAUUUUAUUUUACAGGCAGCGUUUUGUGAUAAUUUAUUUGAAUAGUAUUUAAAAGCAUUUAUCAGGAAUUAUUUACUUGGAAAUAUCCCGUCCUAUGUUCGUCCUGAUUGUUGUAUUUUAGCUACGGUAGGGGUUUUGAACGAGCUAAUUGAGGCGUGUCAGUCGUUUCUAUAAGGACAAAUUUAAACAUUUAAAAAAAUCUAACACAACAUACAAAGAGGACACUUUAGAAACACAAGUGCUAGAAAAUUUUUGUAGUACAUAAAAAUUGUGUUUGAAAAUGCAAAGUACGUUUUUGUGACAUAAAGUUCAAAUUUUUGUGAUGUCUUUAUUUUAAAAGUAAAACCCUGAUUGAUUAUUUUCGUUAUUAUAAUGUUCAAAUAGGUCAGUCAUAGGUAUAUAUUGUUAAUAUUCUUUUGGCGCCUUUUGAUAAGUGUUGCCAUCCAAUCGUAGCUAAAGUAUUACAAUCAAGGUUAUAUAUAAUAAGAAUUAUUUAAAUCUAUCGACAGCUAAAAUUAUGGAAAUUGUAAAUAUUUUAUAUGACUUAUCUGUGUAUAAAAAUAAUUGUGAUUCAUAUGAGUUCUAGCCUAUAAAAAUUAUAACAGUGCCUCGUAAAAUCUUGCCUUAAAAUAUAUUUUUCUGUUACACGAAGAAUUUAUCCAGAGAUUAUAUUUUAAAAUUAAAUAAAAAUUUGUUUUCUAUGGAAUGUGCAUUAGAACAUUUUGUGUGAAAAUUAUAGGGAAUUUUUGACUUGUCUACUGUACCUACUCCUGCCUUUUCUUGCCUUAACCAAGUUGCACUAUGAAUCCAUUUUGUCCUCACUUUAGGCAUGUAUGAUGGCAAGAAAGCAUAUAUGAAAGUAUAUUUGAAAAUUCGAAGCAAUUGUCGACAAUUAUAACCAAAUUUACUUAUAUACGAAAAAAUGGUUAUGUGCCUGUAUUUACUACUGUUUAAUCAUGUAUACGGUACAAAUUAUUCUUAGAAAUGUUAAUGCAAAUAGUACUGUUGUCUUUUGAGCUCAUAAUAAUUAUAUGUGUACUUAAUGACCUAAGCAGUAGUGUUUUAUAUUACGUGAUUCCUAAAUCCUAUUAAUUGAAAUAAAUUUGUUAUUGAAAUCAAA
Messenger RNA from Pieris brassicae (large cabbage white), 6228 nucleotides. It is a transcript of the gene MYPT-75D, whose product is annotated as protein phosphatase 1 regulatory subunit 16A. Gene Ontology annotation, molecular function: phosphatase regulator activity; enzyme inhibitor activity; protein binding. Lineage: Eukaryota; Metazoa; Arthropoda; Insecta; Lepidoptera; Pieridae. Bases 237 to 2048 code for a protein of 603 amino acids. Gene Ontology annotation, cellular component: cytoplasm. The transcript is spliced from 10 exons. The record is from RefSeq and is a predicted model, not a curated record.